CGUCUUUUUCACUGGUUCAACGCGACACGCGCUAACCAAUCAUCGGCCGUUGCGACACAAGUCAGCGGGCAGGCAUGCAUGGGCCUCAGGCCGCGGGCGAGAAAGGAAACUAAAGGCGGAUUGGUUGCAGCUCACUUUCAUUCCCUUGCGUUUUAUUUCAUGCAGGCCUGCCGGUUCCUGCUCCCCCUUUCUUUUCUUCGUCAGAGUCUUGAAUCCGUCAGGUGGCUGAGGUAGUUGUUGCUUUGCUGCUCCUGUCCUCCGAACCCCAAAGCCCCAGUUUCGAAAAGACGCCAUUCCCCGCAUCCCUUCGUUGAGUGAAUAUGGCAGGAAGGGUAGCACGAUAGAUAGAAGACGAUAAGCGGGAUCGGAAUUCAAUCUGCAUUUUCUCUUUUCACAACCGGAAAUACUUUAGAAUUGACACCGUGGAUGCGAUGACAAGCAGUGAUGGCCGAGAUCUCGUGGCCGCCAAAGUCCCCUCGGGAUGCCCUCUUGAGUACUCCGAACGGUCGCAAGAGGUAUGAAGAACUGCAGCGACGUCGCGAACACCUGGGCUCGCCUUUAAAACACUCUGUCACUACUCCCGACUUACGAUCCAAGGCGUCACAGCUUCUUAGCGACGGGGUGGACGAGGGUGAAGAUGAUGAGGAUGAGGAAACACUACAGUUGAAGCUCGCGGCCAUUGAGGCGCGUCUUAAGCUCAAGCAACUUCAGAAAAGCCGCACGAAGACGGGGACACCUGGUCCAGAGAGGCACGACGGGGAGACUUUCUCUAGACCCGCGUCAGCCCUUGGGUCUUUCCAAGGACAUGAUGAGCCGUUAGGGACAAGAAGUCAUGGUCAUGUGACGGAUAGCAAUGCUCAUAUCGAUGAUGUCCAGGUGCCGCUGUCACCGACGAGGCGUGCUGCUCCUCCCACGGAUCCUGUGUCCCCGCGGAGGUAUUUGUUAGGCAUUGACAAAGGCCUCAGAAGUAGGGAUGUGUCGCUGAAGCGUCCGCCAAGUUCAAAGGGAGCUGCUCAGCCAGCAAGUAGACCUGGAACGCGAGAUGGUCUAGUCUCUCGUUCUGGCAGUCUUCUGCAAGCAAUAACCUUAGGUGGGGAGCGCAACCGUCCAAAGAGCUUCAGUGAACGUAUGGCUGAGAGCCGGUCGGCCGAUGCGUCGCGGAGAGAACGAGCAGCGCGAAUGGAGAGAAUUCAGGCAAAUCGAAGCUCUGCCUUCCAGAUCGAUAAAGCGGAAGUGGAGGCCUUCAAAGCAGCUGCCGAGUCAAGGAAGGACGUCCCAGCUUCGCCAACGAGGAGGCGACGGGCCGAAAGCUUUAGUCGAGAAGAUGUCCUCCGGUCAUAUAAUCUAAAGCCGUCGCUGAAAAGGGGCCGGAGCCAGACCACGUCUAGCGUACAGAGAUCUGAUGAUGGUGCGGCUGAUGCGAAGGAGUCACUGCCAUAUUUUCACCGACGGAACCACAAGUCUGAGUCCGAGGUGCCGGCCAGCUCUCAAAACAGUGCAACUGAUGAUUCUCAGGGCGAGAAAAGUGGUGACUCCUCAAAGUUUGAAGCAUUCUCUUCCUUGCACUUGUCCAACCGCAUCCUACCCCAUUCGUUCUUGUCUCGAACCCUGGAAGACAAGAAAGCUCUUAAGAUUCCUGAUCUCUUACGCACAGUGAAGGCGCCUGACUUUGAACUGCCAGAGGAAAUUGACACAGACUAUGUUGUAUUCGGUAUAGUAGCAUCGAAAUCAGAGCCCAGGCAAAUCAAGCAACCGGCCAACACUACUAAGAAGGAGGUUGAUCCAUUUGACGAUGGAACUAAUAACACCAACCAAUACAUGGUCAUUACUCUGACAGAUCUGAAAUGGACAAUUGAUCUCUUCCUUUUCGACACUGCCUUUCCACGAUACUACAGAAUCUCCGAAGGAAUACUCAUUGCCAUUCUGAACCCCACAAUCAUGCCACCGCCCAAGAACAAGACAGACACCAACAGGUUCAGUCUCGCCAUUUCCUCAUCUGAUGACAAGAUCCUAGAGGUCGGCUAUGCGCAAGACAUUGGAUUCUGUAAGGCCGUUAGGAAGGAUGGCAAGACCUGCCACUCAUGGGUUGAUGGCCGGAAGACCGAAUUCUGCGACUUUCAUGUCGACCUACAGGUCCGUCGAACACAAGCAGGUCGAAUGGGAGUAAAUGGCGGCACAGGCAUGUAUGGACCUGGUGGCCGCUCAGGGUCUCGAACCGGUUUCUACGGCGGAGACAAGAAAGUUCGCCCCCAGAAUGGACUGAAGCCAAAUGGCGCAAGAUACGACUAUCAAUCACAAUCGUCCUAUUACGUUGCACCGGCUCCAAAAUCCAGGGGCGGCGGACCCUCCUUCCACCCUCACCCGUCUGGCCAGUCUGCCGCAGCCCUAAUCGAUGCAGAUCACGACGACCCUUUCAUCGCCGCCGGAAUGAUGGGCCGUGGCAUGGAAAGCAAAGAAGAGCGCUUCCGCCGACGACUCGCAGAGAAGAAACGCGAACGCGACAUCGCAGAGAGGCUUAUUUCCCGUUCGGGGGGUGUUGGCGCUGAAUAUCUCCGAUCACGAGAUAACAACAACGUCCAAUCACCCCAUCCCGAGCAGGCAAAGAACAACUUAGAUGAAUUUUCCACCACCAAUCUGGGCAUCUCAAACUUCAGAAAGGCAGACAGUGUGAAGCUGAGCCCUCUGAAACGCGCCCAUGACGGCGACAGACCCCACGGCAGCGGUGUCAAGAAGACCCGGUUCAUAACUUCCCAUGGCAUCAAGGAAGCCGGAAGAGACAGUCUUGGAGGAAAGCCCGACAUGGUGCCAACGAACAAUGAUGAUGACGACGACGAUGAACUAGACAUCAUCUAA
This is a messenger RNA of Aspergillus neoniger CBS 115656, 2853 nucleotides long. Its product is annotated as Mcm10/DnaG-type zinc finger protein. Gene Ontology annotation, cellular component: replication fork protection complex; nucleus. The transcript has 2 exons. The record is from RefSeq and is a predicted model, not a curated record. Gene Ontology annotation, molecular function: DNA replication origin binding; single-stranded DNA binding. The coding region runs from base 445 to 2853 and encodes 802 amino acids. Lineage: Eukaryota; Fungi; Ascomycota; Eurotiomycetes; Eurotiales; Aspergillaceae. Gene Ontology annotation, biological process: DNA replication initiation; DNA replication.